Molecule: messenger RNA, 1575 nt
Organism: Zophobas morio
Lineage: Eukaryota; Metazoa; Arthropoda; Insecta; Coleoptera; Tenebrionidae
Product: activating signal cointegrator 1-like
Exons: 8
Coding region: 106-1479 (457 amino acids)
Biological process (GO): positive regulation of DNA-templated transcription
Cellular component (GO): nucleus
Molecular function (GO): zinc ion binding; transcription coactivator activity
Source: RefSeq, a predicted model, not a curated record
CACGGACAGAAUGAGGUUACCGUCAUUGAUUUAGAAUUGUUAUUAACAAAAGUUGUGUAAUUUUAUUACUGUCGACACCUUUGACGUUAUUCUUUAUUGGAGAAAAUGUCUGCGAAAAAUCUAUUGUUGAACCAUUUAAAAGUCAUUUUGGGAAAUCAUGUGGAAUCUGAUAUUGUUGAUUAUAUAAACAGCAUGAAACAUCAAGAAGACCUAGAAGAAUUUAUGGAAAAUAUAAUAGAUAAAAAUAACGUUAGUCACGUAUCAUCGUACGAAGGAAUUUGUAAAAUAUUGUUUGGGAAUAAGUCGCCAACUAAAAGCAACGCAGAAUCAAGAGUGGUGCCCAGGCAUCAAGAAAAAUCGUCAAGUAAAGCAAAUCGAUAUCAGAAAGGAAAGAAAAAGUUUAGUGACAUAAACACAUUCCAAGAGAAGAAAAAACAACAGGAAGGAAGAACAGUUUGUGACUGUGAAGGACAGGAACAUGAAUUUAUGAACAAUUGUUUGAACUGUGGCAGGAUCCACUGCUAUGAAGAAGGACCAGGUCCUUGUUUUUUUUGUAAUGAACCAGUCACAGUCAUGGGUGAGGAAUGCUUUAUUGAUAACAAUUUUCGCAAGGACAAGAAAUCUAAUGCUAUGAAACACAAAGAAAAUAAAGUAUUCGACGAUGACAACGACUACUUCAAAACAAACGACCUUAAUCAAUCUAAACCAGAUAAACGUAAGAUGGUGGUAGCUCUAGAUUUUGCUAGUCGACGAGUUAUAGAAAGCACAGAGGAAGAUGUAAGAAUAAAAGAGAAACUACAUGAAGACAUCAAAAAACACUUAGUGAAUGUUGAAAAACUCUAUCGCAAGCUGCAGAAACAAUCGGAAAUAGAAUCAGUUCCUUCGAAUAACAAUGAUUUAGUUGAAUUACUGAUCCAAAUGAGACAUAAGAAACCUGUAGGUGUUGAGGAUUUGGGUCCUGAAGAUAACAGCACUCACUUUGUUGAUUAUGGACGAGUGUAUGAUGAAGAUGUCAUUACGAACACAGACCAUGGGUUAUGUUUGAGUAUGCAUCAACCUUACGCAAGCCUUUUGGUUGCUGGUGUUAAAAAACAUGAAGGUAGGACGUGGAAGACGAACCAUAGAGGUAGACUUUGGAUUGCAGCGGCGGCUAAAGUACCGGAUGACGAUGAAAUUUCAGCUUUGGAAAUAUUUUAUCGCCAAUAUUAUAACGAUCAGUCUCUGAAAUUUCCGCGAGAUUAUCCGACGAGUUCUCUGUUGGGUUGUGUAUUUGUUGAAGAUUGUCUUGAUCAAGACACAUACAGGAAACGUUUUCCUAAUGGCGAAAGCAACAGUCCUUACGUUUUAAUAUGCUCUAAUCCUAUUAUUUUGCCAAUAUUUUAUCCGAUAAUUGGGAAACAUAAAAUCUAUCCGUUAGACAAGGAAUUGCAUAGUUGUGCAAAGUUGUCUAUUAGGCACGCCGAAUACGGUAUUGAUUAAUUACAAAUUUAUGUAGGUAUGUCUUUUUGUAUUUUAUUGCACUUGUUUAUGUUACAAAAAUACAUUCUAAUAAAUUAUUAACUAUACAGUAAUAAA